AUGGGUGCACCACAUUCGCCUGGUUGUUUGUUGGAUGCUAUGCAACGACUUUGUGAUGAGGCUCGCAGUGACUUUUUGGGUCUCUAUCCGCAUCUGAUAAAGAACGGCAAUGUUCCAGUGUGUUUCUGCUUCUAUAUGGACGAUUUAGUCGUAGGAGCAGAUUCUGAAAAGCUCCUUAAUUUGGCUGUCAGGUGUCUUCUUCGUGUCUGUGAUCGGCACGGCUUCAACUGUAGUGAGAAGAAGAGGCAGAUAGGACCUCCUUGUGGUGAAGAUUCUGCUCAA
Perkinsus marinus ATCC 50983 is the source of this 282-nucleotide messenger RNA. RefSeq lists its product as hypothetical. The annotation marks the transcript as partial. The transcript has a single exon. NCBI's taxonomy places the organism in Eukaryota, Perkinsozoa, Perkinsida, Perkinsidae. The record is from RefSeq and is a predicted model, not a curated record.